GUUCAGCAUGGAUGCUAGACCGGCCUACGAGGGGACUCUUAACGAGUCCCAACUCUUUGCACAGGUUCCGAAUGAGAUUGCGGAACUCAUUCGUACGGCCUCCGGAACACAAUACUUGAAUGCGCUUGCGGUUGGCGCGUUGAGGCCGAGAUGCACAGAAGGCUUCUUUUGCCUAUACGAACCGAUCUUCGUGGAUCUGACCGCACGGUGGCUCCUGUCCGAGUCCCAGGUCGACCAGGUCGAUGUUAUUUCCGCAUUUUCACGAGUCCUACCGCUUGCGCCAUAUCUACGGUCUUUUGCAAGCCAAUAUGCCAUGUCUCGGGCUGGACCUCUGUCGGCUUUGGCUGCGUCCGACGAGCAGACGCUACUACAAAUGAACGAUGCUACAAUCCGCGCCCUGCUGUUAGCAAUCUUUAGACUUCUUUCUUACGACACCGAGGCUUUCUCGAAAGCCGUUUCGCCGUCACGCCUCCAGUCUCUCUUCCGACACCGAGACCCAUCCGUGUGUUAUCUGGCGAUUCGAUGCUUUGCCAUGUACAUGCGCGCAGCGGAUGCCGCUACAGAGGAUAUAAUUAGGGCGAAAUUCGCAGAUGACAUUAUUGAAGGUGAAUGGGAAGGCAUCACAAUUGAUUACCGCUGCCUCGGCCUGUGGGAAGAACGUCGGUGGAAUAUCUUGGAGAAGCAGGCCCAAGUCGCACGAUCGGCUAGGUCCCUGUCGGAAAGCCUGUCGCAAGUUGAGAUGCUGAGGGAAUACUUCACCGACAGAACCGCCGAGGUUUGUGGUGUCCUUAUUCCUCGGCAACAAGGCACGCAGCCUGCCCCGUCUUCCGUUGUUAGAACACCCACCGCCGUGGGUAACCUACGAAAGAUUGCCGCCGCCUUGAUCUCCCCAGAGCCUAUUCUACUGGUAGGCUUGCCAAACUCCGGGAAGACCACCUUGAUAAAUGAUGUUGCUGCGACGAUGGGCCAGUCCGAAUCUAUGGUCACAUUGCAUUUGAAUGAACAAACCGAUGCUAAAAGUCUUCUUGGGAUGUACUCCACUUCACCUGCCACAGGGUCCUUUUCGUGGCAGCCUGGUGUCUUGACCAAGGCUGCCAGAGAAGGUCGCUGGAUCUUGAUCGAAGAUCUGGACCGCGCCCCCUCCGAGGUUAUCGGUCUAAUCCUCCCCAUCAUUGAGCGGGGAGAGCUGACAAUAGCCAGCAGGAGAGAAAAAAUUAAGUGCGCCGAAGGGUUCAAGAUUAUUGCAACCAUGAAAUCGUCGUACAAUAUCGCCGGUGAAGAGAUAGCUCCAAGCACUACCGUGCUGGGAAGCAGGCUCUGGCAAAGAGUGCAAGUCGACUCUCUCACAAUAGACGAGAUUCAAGAGGUGAUCAGAAGCAAAUUUCCUCUGCUUGAAUCUCGGGUUCCUACCAUCAUGGAUGUCUACCAGAGACUUUGUUCCUCCUUCCACGGCAGCCUUGCAAUCAAAAGCUCUCAAGGACGGACACCAGGUCUCCGUGAUCUAAUCAAACUUUGCAGCCGCUUACAUAGAAGAUUGGAGCGACUCGGCGCAAAGACUGGCUACGAGCCUACUACAGAGGGCGCUGAGGAUGAAAUUUUCUUGGAUUUUGUCGAUAUCUUCUUGAAGUAUAUACCAGAAAAGAAUAUGGCGGACACCCUAGCUCUGGUUGUUGCGGAAGCUCUCCAGAUCUCCCCUCAGCGAGCACGAUUCUGCCUUCACGAGCGGACACCUUUGUAUUCUGAUCAAGGGAACAACAUUACCCUUGGGAGAGAAGUUUGCCGAAAGAUCAAGGUCGCUGGUGCUGUGCAGAUGGCUGAGCCUGUCCUCCUUGUCGGAGAAACUGGUAUCGGUAAAACGACCGUGAUCCAGCAGCUCGCCAAUCUUAUGCGUCAGAAGCUGACAGUUGUGAACUUGUCGCAACAGAGUGAGAGCACUGAUUUGUUGGGAGGCUUCAAACCCGUCAAUAUCCGGACAAUGGCUGUUCCUAUGCACGACGAGUUCGUUUCCUUGUUCGAGCUCACAUUCUCCGCAAAGAAGAACCAAAAAUUCUUGGUAUCCGUUGCGAAGAGUGUUGCCGCAGCAAACUGGGUUCGUCUAGUCAAUCUGUGGCAUGAGGCCGUUCGACUGGCCGAUGGUGUGUUCAAAUCGGGACAAGGUUCCACUGAAGGCGCAGAGGAGCAGCCCACAAAGAAGAGAAAACUGGAUUCGCCCAAGUAUCAGUUUCUCCGGCAGCGGUGGGAAAGAUUUGCGGCGCAGCUGAACGAUUUCGAGUCCCAGGUCUCUCAGGGGGAUGCUAAGUUCGCAUUUGCUUUUGUCCAGGGUAAAAUCGUCCGGGCUCUACGAAACGGCGAGUGGGUCUUGCUUGACGAAGUGAACCUGGCGUCGCCUGAUACGCUUGAGAAUAUUGCCAGUCUUCUGCAUCACGGUAGCGAGGGUUCUCCGUCCGUGCUGCUUUCUGAAGCUGGUGAUGUUGAACGCGUGUUUGGGCACCCCGACUUCCGCAUCUUUGGUGCGAUGAAUCCCGCAACAGACGCAGGAAAAAAGGACCUGCCCCCUGGUCUCCGGUCACGGUUCACUGAAUUCUACGUGCAAUCUCCGGAUAGUGAAUUGGACGAUUUGCUGUCCUUGAUUCAUAAGUACCUCGGUGACUUGGCGCUGAGCGAUUCCAGAGCCGUGCCAGAUCUUGCGCAACUCUACAUGGAGACGAAGAAGCUUAGCAACGAUAACAAACUGACGGAUGGUGCUGGACAACGUCCACACUUCAGCAUCAGAACUCUUGUCCGGGCACUCGUCUAUGUCACUGACCAUGCGCAUGUUUACGGUUUGCGGCGCGCAUUAUACGAAGGAUUCUCUAUGAGCUUUUUGACCGUUCUCAGUCAAGAGUCGGAGAGGCUGUUGAUGCCUCUGAUAGAGAGGCAUAUCUUUAGCAACGUAAAGAAUUCCAGAGCGCUUCUCGGUCAAACGCCCAGACCACCGGACGAUGGCAACGACUAUGUUCAGUUCAAGCAUUACUGGAUGCGUCGAGGCCAUUUGACUUCCGAAGAGCAGCCGCACUACAUUAUCACUCCCUUCAUAGAGAAGAACUUGAAGAACCUAGUCAGAGCAAGCUCCACGCGCCGAUUCCCAGUCUUGCUGCAGGGCCCGACGUCCGCCGGAAAAACAAGUAUGAUCGAGUACCUUGCUAAAGUGUCUGGGAAUAAGUUUGUUCGGAUCAACAACCACGAGCAUACCGACCUCCAAGAAUAUCUGGGAACGUAUGUUUCUGGCGACGAUGGGACUCUUCGCUACCAGGAAGGUGUCCUAGUCGAGGCACUCAGAAACGGAUAUUGGAUCGUCCUCGAUGAACUUAACUUAGCGCCUUCGGACGUUCUGGAAGCCAUGAACCGACUUCUAGAUGAUAACCGUGAGCUUUUUAUACCGGAGACACAGGAAGUAGUGCAUCCGCACCCCAGCUUCAUGCUCUUUGCGACCCAGAAUCCUGCUGGUCUUUACGGUGGCAGAAAGGUGUUGUCGCGCGCUUUCAGGAAUCGAUUCUUGGAGCUUCAUUUCGACGACAUACCAGAAAGCGAACUCGAAUUCAUUUUGAAAGAGCGUUCUCAGAUUGCGCCUUCUUUCUGCACUAGAAUUGUCUCGGUUUACCGGAAGCUGUCUCUGUUGCGUCAGUCAAAUCGACUGUUUGAACAAAAGAACAGCUUCGCUACAUUGCGUGAUCUCUUCCGAUGGGCUCUUCGACAGGCUGACGACCGUGAACAAUUGGCAAUCAAUGGAUUCAUGCUGCUUGCAGAGCGAGUGCGGAAUCCACAGGAAAGGGCCGCUGUCAAGGGUGUGAUUGAAGAGGUGAUGAAGGUUCGCAUCGACGAAGAUGUCAUAUAUAGCUCUUCGGCGAUGGAGAAACGUGCACCUCAUCUUUCGCAGUUAGCUCCAGGUAUUGUCUGGACACAGGCGAUGAGGAGACUUUUCGUACUCGUUUCAACUGCGCUUGAGAACAACGAGCCUGUUCUGCUCGUUGGCGAGACUGGUUGCGGAAAAACUCAGCUUUGUCAAGCUGUUGCAGAGAUCUGCAGAAAGCAACUGCUCAUUGUCAAUGCCCAUGUAAACUUGGAAACCGGAGAUCUUAUAGGUGCUCAAAGACCUGUAAGAAAUAGGGCGGCGAUUGAGGGUCAGUUGCUAAGUGACUUGCAAACUCUUAUUGGAGAAGAGAAUGCCGAGUCGAAGUCCCUUGAGGAAUUAAAGCAGGCUUUCGGCGCCAUCACCGCGGACCAGCUUCAAAUCCUAGACUCUGAACUCGUUUUGCGCAUCGAAAAGAACAUUGCGCGCUCAAAUGCUUUGUUCGAAUGGUCCGAUGGAAGUCUAAUCACGGCGAUGAAGACUGGCCAGUUCUUCCUUCUUGAUGAGAUUUCUCUCGCAGAUGACUCUGUUUUGGAAAGACUGAACAGUGUUCUGGAGCCCCAUCGGUCCAUUCUUCUUGCCGAAAAAGGGCCGAUCGAUUCUAUGGUCGUUGCCGACGAGGGCUUCCAGUUUCUCUCUACGAUGAAUCCUGGAGGAGACUAUGGAAAGCGCGAACUUUCUGCCGCUCUUCGAAACCGAAUGACCGAAAUAUGGGCGCCCCAGCUUUCAGAAGAUGAGGACAUCCUGCCGAUUCUCCAAAGCAAGCUUAAUGUGGGCAUGGAGAACAUCCCUCGGGGUAUGUUGCAGUUUGCAAAGUGGUUCAAGGGGGUGUUUCAAAACUCCACGACUUCGUCGCUCUCUCUCCGUGAUCUCCUUGCCUGGGUUGAAUUUGUCAAUAGGUGCCAAAACUCAGAUCCAUUGUUUGCGAUAGUUCAGGGUGCUGCGAUGGUGUUCAUAGACACACUUGGUGCGAACCCUGCGGCGAUGCUUGCAACAGCGCUGCACAACCUUGAAGGGAACCGUCAGCUGUGCCUGGACAAGAUCCAUGAGCUUUUCGAUGUUGACGCUUCGGCAAUCUAUCUCCAGAAGUCAACAGUCGACAUUGAAGGUUCCUCCCUGCGUGUCGGGCCUUUCCAUCUCCCAAUGAACAGCGAUUCGAUGCCGGAUCCUGAAUUCAUUAUGGAUGCACCUACUACCAUUGCCAACUCUGUCAGGAUUGCUCGAGGUUUACAGUUGCCAAAGCCAAUUCUGCUCGAGGGUAGCCCCGGUGUCGGCAAAACAACGCUCGUCACUGCAAUUGCGAGAGCCCUUGGGAAGCCCCUUACACGUAUCAAUCUUUCAGAGCAAACGGACCUCACGGAUCUCUUUGGUUCAGAUGUCCCUGUGGAAGGCGGCGACGUUGGCCAAUUCGCCUGGCGAGAUGCGCCAUUUUUGCAAGCAAUGCAACGUGGUGACUGGGUUCUACUAGAUGAAAUGAACUUGGCAUCCCAGUCGGUUCUCGAGGGUCUCAAUGCUUGCUUAGAUCACCGCCAGAUGGUGUAUGUCGCUGAGCUUGACCAAACAUUCAAAAGACAUCCCAACUUUGUUCUUUUCGCCGCGCAAAACCCACACCAUCAAGGUGGCGGCAGAAAGGGACUUCCCGCAUCUUUCGUCAACAGAUUCACCGUGGUUUAUGCCGACAGCUUCACGGAUACUGACUUGAAGAGAAUCUGCGCCAAGCUUUUCCCCGGUAGUUCCACCGAGCAGACUGAGGGCCUAGUUGAGUUUGUUUCUCUUCUCAACAAGGCUAUCCAGAACCGACGCUUAGGCGCUGUUGGCGGACCCUGGGAAGUCAACCUGCGAGAUAUCCAAAGAUGGCUCCAGUUGGCAGAUCGUGGAAGCUUGCAGAUACCCACCCAGAACUUCCUCGAGGUCGUCAUCUCCCAGAGAUUCAGGAGUGAGGAGGACCGUCAGUUGGUUUCUCGUCUGUAUAAGCAGGUCUUCAGCAACGCUUCGACACACGCCAAAAGCUACUACCACAACCUCACAUCAGACCACCUGCAGGUUGGACUGGGUAUCAUGCAAAGGGACAUGCUCUUGCAGGAGACAGCAGACCCGCAGAUGAGGAUAUUGCCAGGCGACGUUUCUAUUUUGGAGUCGCUCAUGCUUUGCAUAGAACAGGCGUGGCCGAGUAUCUUAGUCGGCCCGUCUGGAUGUGGCAAGACGACCCUAAUCAGAAAGCUCGCUGCCGUGAAUGGGGCAAGCCUAGUGGAAUUGGCUCUCAGCGCUGAUACUGAUACCAUGGACCUGGUUGGUGGGUUUGAACAGAUUGACUACAGAAGGGAAAUUUCGUCUCUUGUACACGAUAUUUCCCUGUUUCUCCGAAAGCACGUCAUUUCUGCCUAUGCAGGGGAAGAGACGAUGACCACGGCCCCGAUUUUCCUCCAGCUGUAUGAACAGUUGCAUUCCUCAGAUGUUCCGCUGGAUGCUAUCUGUUUAUCACUCCAAGCGCUGUGCCAAUCUUGUCCUCAGGCUGCACUUGAGAAGCUCUUCGACCGGACACAACGUUUGUUGAAGGUUACCCAGCAGUCUGAUAAUAUGAAAGUUGGAUUUGAAUGGACUGAGGGUGUCUUGACACGCGCCGUCCAGCAUGGGCAUUGGGUUGUCCUUGACAAUGCCAAUCUGUGCAACCCGUCCGUUCUUGACAGGUUGAACUCUCUUACAGAACCGAAUGGAACCCUCAUCCUCAACGAACAACGUACUGAGGAUGGCAAUGCCCGUGUCAUUAGGCCUCAUCCCAAUUUCAGGCUGUUCCUUACGAUGGACUCUCGUCAUGGUGAACUCUCUCGUGCGAUGCGUAAUCGAUGCGUCGAGAUAUGCUUAUUGCCGCAGGAAAACAAUGAUUUUGUUAGCCCAUCCAUGCCCGCUUAUACCUCACAGUCUUCUCUGUACCGUCUCAGGUCGGUUUGGGAACUCGAUCUUUCCGCGGGCAGCGAAGGAAUCACGGACAUCCUACAUGAGGUUUCCUUGGACCAUCUCUCGGUCGCCGACCUGUCAUAUCUGCAGCGAGCGUUGAGUCUGACGCCGCAGUAUGGUUCGAACGCGAGGGACUCUUUUGCUUCCGCGUUGGAUCGGUAUGUGUCCGCGAUACAUGAUAACUCUGCAUGCAAACCUUUCGAGAUUGCCAAAAAAGAAGUCGUGGUAGGCCAUGCUUCUUUUUCCAUGCAGGGAACCUUGCAGCCUAUUCAUCCUCUAGUCAACGAGCCAUUGGCUUCAAUCUUGCAUCAAGACGUACCUCUAGCGUGGCUCAUGGUUUUGGCGCACUUACAGGAGUACAAGCUUGAUUUGCAUCGUUUAAGGCAGGGCUUAUUGCGAGCGGAUGAAUCAGGAAAAUUGCUCAAGCCAAGCCAGAUGAGUCGGUUAGAGCGGUCUUUGGCUUCAGGAAGAAUACCCUCUUUGAUGAAGGAUGCAACACAGCCAGUGGCCUCAUUCCUGUCUGAUUGUGGCCAAGCAGUGUACGACUUCAUCCAGAGUCUGGGUCAUGAUGCCCUCCAGACCCCGGACAUCGUGCGCGCCCUUCGAGCUAUUGUCGACUUCACCACCGAUGUUUUCAAAUUGACGGCAGCAACUGAAGUGGAUCAGGGCGAAUUCCAGAUUUACCUCCAAGUUGGCAAGGAGCUGUGCGCUUCGCUCUUUGAAUCCUGGGCCCCAUUAAAGCAACUGGCUUUUGCUCUGUCUCAAGCUCUUAGUCGGUUCCAAGAAAACUGGGCAUUGACGACAGGACUGAGCAUGCAAAGACUUUGGGAAUCAUGGAGACCCGCGACUCCUUCGACUCAAGACCAGUUGAGAUCCCUGUUAGAAUUGGAGAGCAUCGCGUCUGAUUUCACACAAAUUGCCACGAAGACUCACCUGGGUCUGUCUCAAUUGAGUCAGGUGCGCGAUUCUCUGAUUGGCGGUCAAGAAGCUAUCCUUCUGAGUGGCGCUGAUGAAGGAUAUCCCAUUCAAGGCCUGCGACAAACAGUUGCAGAAUUGGCAGCCGCCGUGCAUGACGCUGAUUCGACACCGCGCCCUUACUUUUCGGCCGAAUUCGAGGCUUUGUGUCAGUACCAUGACAUAUCUUCUCUAGUCAAGGGCCAAACCUGCGGCGACGAGGUCAUUCGGGCAAUCCUGCCAUUGCUUGCCGGUCGUGUCGCCCGACCUUUGGAUGGGUCGAGCCUGCAGAGCCAAAUCCCCAAUAUCCUCCAUAAGCUUUCUCUGUUUUCGGGCACCGAGCAUUCGUCAGUGCUCGGCUCCGCUAUUAGUGGCACUGUAUCGCUAUCGCUCUUGAAGAGAUUGACUUUCAUCGGCUCUACGAGCUUGGGCCAGAUGGAUUCCCUCGAGGUUGAAAAGAAGAUGCUUUCCAAAGCAUUGACUCUAACGAGCCGGGAUAUUGGUAUGGAUCAACUUAUGGUCCUUCGGAAGCUCAUGGCGAAGCUUACACUGGAGCUUGCCAUCCUCCACGGAGACUUUUUUGAGUCACAAUCACUGGAGCAGCUGGUUAAUGUUCUGCGUAUUAUCGAAGAGAAAGGAUUGUACGAUGGCCCGACGCUGCCAGAAAUCCGUCUGUCAACGAGCUUGCCCGGAGAUCAUUACUUCAAGAAGUUCGCGAAAGAGUAUCUCCCAAGACUCAUUUCUUCGCUGGCAGUUGAUAUGCAGCAGAGGGCAACCCCCAUGGAAACCACUGGAGCAGCAAUUGUUCAGCUGGCUGUCAUCUUCCUGCGGCUAUUUGUCCCAGACAAGCCAUUCGAUCCGUCUUUGGGCCUCGUUGUACGGAGAAAGAGACACGCGCAACGUUCAUUGGAGCUUACAGAAAAGUCCGACGCCAUAUCUUCCUUUGAGGUUGGGUUUUCUGGUCAGUCGUCUAGCGUACGUCUUGAAAUGCUGCAGAAAGAGUUGCACGAUCUUGGCUCAGCUCCUCCCCCUUCGUCUGUCACCAGACCGACAAUUUCGGAGACCAAUAUUCUUCACGGAGAGUUUUCAAGUCUGGUGAAGUCGGUCCUUGAUCGGCGCCCUGAAGAGAUUGUGGUUGCAGCAAGCGAAGGCAACGCAGAGUCGCAGCGAAUGAUUGACCUGCUCCGUGAUAACGCUCGUCAGCUCAGCCAUCGUCUCAGUGCAAACUAUCGGUCUUACGACGACAUCACGACACCUGUUGUCCGUUUCCUCCAGAUCCUCGACUUGGGACUUUACCUUUCUUCCAGCCAAUCUCGCCAGUCAAGCGGCAAACAAUUACUCAACGCUAUCAGGGAGACCACGCCAUUCCUUGGAGGACUCAUCCAUCCCAUUGUUGGAGCCAGCAGGCAAAGAUCGGAGACCGGAUCAGUCCGCGAUACCGAUUUGUGGUUCCACGAACUGUCUACCCUGCAAUUAGCAGAGAAUGCCGAUCAGGGAAUCAUCCACACUCAGGCUGGGCGGGAGACCCUUCGCCACUUGUUCGAACAAUUCCACGUUCUGUGGAAAGCCAAGCUGCGGGAAGACCAAGAGGAAGAAGCUCGAAAGUCAGAACUAUACCAUUACAAGGGCUCCUGGGAGGAUAGCGAAGAAGUUGACGAAAACGAGCUCCGCGAGCUUUUCCCCACUUACGAAGAUGACGCUGCCGAAGAGGAAGAAGAGGAAGGUAAAACGCCUGGUCGCUUUGAUCCCAAGGCAAUCUCCGUCCGACUCCGAUCACUGCAUGCCAAACUCUUCCAGUCUGAACACCGCGAGGAGGCGUUGUCAAGCUACGUCAAGCAGGCCUCCCUGUUGCUGGGUUCGACAUGGUCGGAGAAAAAUAAUUCUGUGUCGGAUGCUGAUCCAAAUGGCCAGCUUUCCGGUAUUCUCUUGCUUCUGGAAGACUCUCUCAAAGUAGGCGACACUCCCACUGCAGACAAAUACAACUUCUAUGUGGACGCCAACCUAGGUGAAGCGAAGAAGCUUGUCACUUUGACCCUGUCUACGAGGGCUCGGUUUGCCCAAAUCCAGAAGUCCUGGCCGGACCACGCAGUGCUCGCGGAUGUCAUACUGUGCUGUGGAGAGAUUCUCAAGUUCAAGCACUCUGAGCCUGUCGCGAAGUUCAUCACUAAGCUUGAAAAACUCCAUGCUCUUGUCCAUGAAUGGCAGCUUGUAGCAAGCCGGGAGUUCUCGGCGGCUUCUUUGUACGACGAAAUCACAAGCUUGACUAUCAGUUGGCGGCGACUUGAGCUGACGACUUGGGCAAAGCUUCUGGAUAUUGAGAAUGACAAGUGCACUCAAGAUGUGAGCUCUUGGUGGUUCAUUGCGUACGAGGCUAUGAUUCGGGCUCCGCUCCAAAUCGCAGAAUCGGGCGAAAUGGAGCUGUCCGAACAUGUCCAGGAGAUCACUGCCACGCUGGAGCAAUUCUUCAACUCAUCAACUCUUGGCCAAUACAGUGAGCGCCUUCGACUUGUGAAGAACUUCCAGUCUCUGCUCUCGCUUUACGUCCAAGACUUCCCGUCUUUGAGUCUGCUUGUUUCUGCCCUCGACAACUUCCUUGUGCACUACAGACAGUUUGAGCCUUCUGUUCAGAAGCCGUUGGCCGAAAAACGAUCAGCUCUUGAGAAAGAUAUCAAGGAGCAGAUCCAGCUGGCUAGCUGGAAGGACACUAACAUUGUCGCGCUCAAAGCAAGUGCUCGGAAGUCUCACAACAAAUUGUUCAACCUUGUCCGCAAGUACCGAGCGGCAUUGGCACAACCCGCGCAGCCUAUCCUGGAACAGGAUAUGCCGGAUGACAACGAGGAUUCCAGUUCGACCCAGAACGAUGUUGUUCUGGCUUCCACCGUGUUCCCCGAAGCACUCGCCAUGUGUCAUAAGGAAGAGAAGGCUUGGGCCGACAGACCGCCUCGAUUCAAGAACCCGGAUGCCACCGCUAGCAGCAUGAUGCAGUUGUAUACCUCGAUCCCCCCUGAAUUUGAUAUUGCCGGAGAUCUCGAUGCGUUUGUCAAGUUUGUCAUCGAAAGUAUUCAGGAACUCAAGUCGCAGACACCGAAAACAUUGACCGAGGAGAACAAAGAGGAUGUUCAACAUCUCAAGGUCCAAAAGCGUCGUUUAUACGCGGAUACUUUGCGACAGCUGCUGGAGAUGGGUGUGAAGCGGAGCGCUAGUACCACCUUGAUUGAAACCCAAGCCUCUGUUGCGCAAAUUCUUGCGACCACCCCGGCAUUUGAAGCCGGCACGGCAGCAUCAGGCUUGGUCAGAAACUCUGACCUUUACUUCCACAGGCUCUUGGACUUGCUUCCACGUGUUCGCCUCGCAGCGCGCAACUACUCGGAGGACCUCAGCAACGUGGAAAUUUCCAGAAGUUCGGGAUCCAUCGAACACCUGCUAUCUCUCGCCCGGAAACAGAGGGCUUCAAUCUCCCCUGCGCUUUCUGAUCUAACAGCACUGCAAUCGACCCUUCUCACGGUUUCAAACCUAUGGACCUCCGACUCUUCUUCAUUCUUCAAGGCCCACCCAGAACUGCCGAAUGAGAGCCAGGAGAUAGCUAGGGCCGUGGCAUGGUUGGCACCUAUCCUUGGAGUCGCCGUCACAGUCAUUGGUUUGCACGCAAAGUUCUCUGGCAUUAACUCGACAAGCAUCUCCCAAAGUCUGCAGGCUUGGAAGGACACGUUCGAUCGUCUCAGGACGUCUCUGGGCAGCCUUCCCGAACUACCCCUUGGAGUUUCCUCGCAGUUGCACAAGAGAACACUCGAGGAGGCUUCUGCAUCCUUGGAGAAGUUGGGCGCCAAUCUCACAAACUGGGCCGAAGAGCGUCCGGAUCUAUCCUUUGUUCUAGGCCAGAUUGUUCCUUGGGCGAAGGUCAAUGCUAUGUCGUCUGACAUUGAACUUGACGAGGCUACCCUGUCCAUUGAAGAGUUCGAUGCCGGACUUGUUGCCACAGUCGACAGGAUUCUUGUCAGCCUUCAAAAGCUGAAGGACAUCCCCUCACUGCUUGCCUCUCCUGGCUCAUUGUCUCGUAGUGACGAGUUCUUCACCAAGGCUCUCAAGGCUCUCCAUAUCCCGGGUAUCAGAACUUCCCUCGAAUCUGUUCUUGAGAAGCUCCAGCAUCUCCAGACUCGUUCCACCCCGAGCAUGCCUUUUGCUAUUGCAUUCGUGGCGAGCUUGCUACCAAUCAUGAACAAGUAUCACCACAUUUGCAAAGACAUCGUGGAACGGUACCUGACUGUCCACCGCGAGGCAUGCAAAAUGACUUACAUACUCGCCAAGUCAUUCGGUCAAAUUGCAUCGGAAGGUUUCUGCACUCCAGGUGAAGCAUCUACGGAAGAAAGCAAGUCUGGAAAGCUCGAGAGCGGAACUGGAUUGGGAGAAGGAGAGGGAGCCGAAGACAUCAGCAAGGAUGUCGGGGAUGACGAGGACCUGACAGAGCUUGCUCAGGAGGAGAAGGGCGAGUCUAAAGAUGACAUUGAAAACUCGGAAGAUGCGGUGAACAUGGAUCAAGAGGAAAUGCAAGGCGAGGAGGGCGAGCGCAAGGAAGGGGAUGAUCAAGAUGAGGAAAGCGGAUCUGAGGAAGAGGAUGGUGAUAUGGACGAGGAGGUAGGCAGCGUUGAUGAUCUCGAUGCCUCGGCGGUCGAUGAGAAGAUGUGGGAUGGUGAACGCGAUGAGACGCAAAAGGAGACGGAAACGCAAGAAGGCAAGGGCGAGACUCAGUCUGACGAACAGACCGCAGCACCCGAGAAGGAAAAGGCCAAGGAAGGUGAAAACGCGGAGAAGGAUGAGAAUGCCGAGGAGGAGGAAGAUGAGGAGGGCGAAGAAAACCCCGACGAAGAAGGUGAAGCAGUGGGACGUGAGGAUAUGGACGUGACGGACCCUCAUGCAAAGGAGGAAGACGCCCUUGAGCUUCCAGAUGAGAUGCAGCUUGAUGGCGACGAGAAGGGCGAGGAGGAAGGUGGUGAGAGUGAUGAUGGUCUUGAUGACAUGGACGACCUUCCUCCUGCAGAGGAUGAUGAUCAGCAGAUGGAUGGAAAGGAUGCUCUCGAAGACGAUGCUAUGGAGCAAACUGGAGAGGAUCAGGAGCCCGAACAGACGGAGGAGGGCAUGCCGGAUGAGGAGGCAAUGGAGACUAACGAAGGCGAGGGCACCGAAGAAGCGAAUGAAGCUGGCGAGGAGGCAGAGGAAGAGGAAGAGCAGAAAGACGACUUCCUGACCCAGCGCGACGAGACUGAGGCGGCUGGAGAAGAAGUGGCCCCUAGCGAGGCUGUAAAUGGCGGACUAGGAGCCGAUCAAGACCAGAACCAAGAGAAGGGCGAGUCGGGCAAUGCACAGCAAGAGGAUGGCUCGAAAGAUCCUUCUGCCGACAAAGAACAACAGACCGGCGCAGCCCAAGAUGGAGACGAAAACCAAAGGCACCAGGAUGCCGGUGGCGCAAACGACGAUGCGGAUUCCCAAGAUCCUCAGUUACAAGCCUUCAAGAAGCUGGGCGAUGUUCUCGAACAAUGGCAUCGCCGACAGAAGGAGAUCAUGGAGGCUUCGAAACAGGAGGACGAGUCUCAGGAAACUAUGCCCCAGGACACGGACAUGGCGGAUGCCGACUUCGAACAUCUUGCGGACCAAGACGACGUGGCAGACACCCAAGCAUUAGGUCAGGCCAGCGAAGACCAAGCAAAGGCUCUCGAUCAGAAACAGGGUGUUGAGUCGGAUGUCAAACCUGAAGGCAAUGACAUGCUGCCUGAUGUUACUGACGACCGUGAGGAUGUUCCCGAAAACCAGCUGGAGGAUGAGAUGCAGUUGGACCAGGGCGUUCCUUCAGAAUCCCAGACGGCCGGAGCCAUGAUUCCCGGUAGCUCCCACACCCAGGAACGGACAACCGAUGCGGUUGGGCAGCAGGAGAUCAACGAGGAACUGGAUGAGGUCGACGCUCAUCUAGCAGCCAUCCAUCUAUCCUCCACUCUCCCUCCCCUCACGCCUCGCGACGAAGCCCAACGUCUCUGGUCAUACUACGAAUCCGCCACCACCGACCUGUCUCUCUCUCUGACCGAACAGCUACGCCUGAUCCUUGCGCCAACGCUCGCCACCAAGCUCCGGGGUGAUUUCCGUACGGGAAAGCGCCUCAAUAUCAAGCGCAUUAUCCCGUACAUCGCCUCCCAGUACAAGCGCGACAAGAUCUGGAUGCGCCGCUCUAUUCCCUCGAAGCGCAACUACCAGAUCAUGCUUGCUGUCGACGACAGUAAGUCCAUGCUGGAGAGUGGAAGUGGGCAGCUCGCAUUCGAGACCCUCGCCCUGGUCGCGAAGAGUCUCAGCAUGCUCGAAGUCGGAGACCUGUGCGUCCUCGGCUUCGGUAGUGAAGACCACGUCCGGGUCGCGCACGAAUUCGGCAAACCGUUCUCCUCGGAGGCUGGAACCCAAGUCUUCCAGCACUUCAGCUACCAGCAAACCGGCACCAACGUGCGCAAGCUGAUUGCGGAUUCCAUCGCCUUGUUCCGGGAAGCUCGCUGGAAGCAGUCGCCCGCAGGUGGCAACGCGGACCUCUGGCAACUGGAACUGAUCAUCUCCGAUGGUAUCUGCGAGGACCACGAGACUAUCCAGCGUCUUGUGCGACAGGCUCAGGAGGAGCGCAUCAUGAUCGUGUUCAUCAUCGUCGAUGCCGUCAAGGGCAGCUCUAUCAUGGACCUCAGUCAGGCCAGCUUCGAGCCUGAUGAGUCCGGCACGGGAGAGAUGAAGUUGAAGAUGAAGAAGUAUCUGGAAGGAUUCCCAUUCCCUUACUAUCUCGUUGUGCGUGAUGUUAGGGAGUUACCGGCUGUUUUGGCUACGGCGUUGAAACAAUGGUUUGCGGAGGUUGUUGAUGUAUCGUCUUAGACUAUUGUGGUCGGGACUAUGUGACACGUGGGAGAAAAGUUUGGAUUAGCAUUUUCUUUGAUUUUUUGUAUAUAGCAGCCUUGAGCCUUAAGUAUAGAUGGCUACAAAAGAA
Messenger RNA from Aspergillus heteromorphus CBS 117.55, 14801 nucleotides. Its product is annotated as AAA family ATPase midasin. Bases 8 to 14689 code for a protein of 4893 amino acids. NCBI's taxonomy places the organism in Eukaryota, Fungi, Ascomycota, Eurotiomycetes, Eurotiales, Aspergillaceae. The transcript has 3 exons. The record is from RefSeq and is a predicted model, not a curated record. Gene Ontology annotation, biological process: ribosomal large subunit assembly; rRNA processing. Gene Ontology annotation, cellular component: preribosome, large subunit precursor; nucleus. Gene Ontology annotation, molecular function: ATP hydrolysis activity; ATP binding.